AUGUCUACCACCCGAUCAAGUUCAGUGCAAAGUUUGCUGGGUGGAGAUGAAACACCUAGUCGUCGUCGUUCUCGCGAAAGUGGUGAUACAAAUGCGAGUAAACCAGGACUAUUAGCAAAGCUAACCGAUGCUAGAAAGACGUUCUUCGGUCGUAAUCAAACACCCGAUACACUAUUUAAUUCGCAUGAACAAAAUAAACUUCUAUUAUCCUACAUCUUGUCUCAGCCUCAACCUCAAUUAGAUGCCAUACAGGAACUCGAGAAAAAUGGUGCGCAACUGAAUGCGAUUACUGAAGACGGGUGUAGUGCACUACAUCUGUUAGCACGAGCUGAUUUACAGUCGAUGGAAUGUAUUAAUAUUGUUCAAUAUUUAAUCACAAAAGGAUGUGAUCCUAGUAAACAAAAUGAUUAUGGGUGGACAGCUGGCAACUCAUUAUGCGUUGGCUACUGGAAAUAUAGAUUUGGCGACGUUUCUUCUAAAAAUGAUGAUCGAUGUCACAAUUAUCCUAGUCAAACACAAUUGCUCCAUAUAGCAGCACGUAAAAACGAAAGUGUAUUAAUUCGUAUUCUAAUCAAAACGUAUAAAGCUCGCGUGAAUGUAUAUGACGAAAAUGGUCGUUCUCCGUUGCAUAUUAGUUGUUAUGAAGAUAAGUUGGAUGCCUUACAAGCACUUUUAGAAAAUGAUGCUGAUUUUAUCAAAGGUAUUCGACUGAAUCCAAAUGAGAAUCCUGUCAGUAUUUGUGUCAAACGUCAACAUGAUUCAUGUUUGAAAGCAAUAUUCAAAGUAACUUCAACUUUUAAUUGGAAACGAUACUUUUCACAGUUACCUCGAUCACCACUCCUAUGUGAUUUUCCAACAUUAAGAGCGAUUGAAUUACUUAUUGAACAUGGUAUAGACAUCGAUGCAUGUGACGAAAGAGGAAAUACAUUGUUGCAUUAUUUAGUAAAUAAAAAAGAUAUUGAUUAUGAAGAAUAUUUUAAAAAAUUGAUACAAGUAAAUGCUGAUUUUAACAAACAAAAUCGUCUCGGACGUACACCGUUUCUUGAAGCAUUAGAACAAAACAAUUUUAAUUUAUUAGUUAUUUUUCUAAAACAUAUAGAUAUAACAAACUUAAAUGUGCUCGAUUCACUCGGAAAUACGGCAUUACAUUAUUGUAAACUAAUAACUGAACAAAAUAUUUUCGAUAGUAUAUUACGAUCAAAUGGAAUGUUGAUUAAUGCUCAAAAUAGAGACGGACAUACACCGUUGCAUGAUGCUGUUAUUGUCGAUAAUAUAUCAUUUGCACACUAUUUACUCGUACACGGUGCAGAUCCGACAAUAACAGACAAAGAUGGGAAUACUCCUCUUCACUUAGCUGCCAGCGAAGAUAAUGUUCGAAUGUGUAAACUUUUAACAAAAACUGAAAUUGAUUUAACGUCACAAAAUAAACUGGGAAAAACGUCACUCCAUUUGGCAUGUGCAAAUCAGAUGGAAAAUGUUGCUACAAUGCUCAUCAAUAAAAUGAGUACAAAUAUAAAUGUUGUCGAUCAUAAACAGCGAACACCAUUACACGAAUGUGCCGAAAAUAAUAAUGGAUUAUUAGCAAAAUGUUUAAUUCUACAUGGAGCCGAUGAAAAUGUGAAAGAUUCAAGAGGAAAUACAUUAUUACAUUUGGCAUGCGAAAAGGGAAGUUUUGAAUUGAUUGAUACAUUACUAAAAUCAUCAAAUUCUGAUUUAAAUCUUCUAAAUAGUGAUUUAUAUUCACCAUUGAGUAUAGCAAUUUUAUCUAAUCAUGAUGAUGUUGCUAAUCUCCUGUUAAAUCAGGAAAACAUUCAGAUACAAUCAACUGAUUUGAAAACAGCUAUGAAAAUGAAUAAUCCUGAAAUGGUUCGAAUAUUAAUUGAAAAAGAUAGAAACUGUUUACAUGUGAGAUCAUCAAGUCAUGGCGAUAUGAUUAUCCAUACAUAUAUGAGAAAAAAUUUUAAUAAUUUAGCGUGUCUUGAAACAGUUUUAUCAUUCGUUAGUGACAAUGAAUUAUUAACAUAUUUAUCUGAAGGUAGUUUAUCGUACGGUGACAAUUUAUUACACAUAGCUGCUCGUGAAGAUACUCCCAGUGCGCUUACAUGUUUUCUAAAUGUAUCUAGUGUUAAAUUUUGGUUUUGGGCGAAUAUGAUGUUGACAAAAAAUAAUGAUAAUAAAACACCGAUGGAACUAGCAAAUGAAUGUAAACAUUAUGCUGUCAUUAAAAUAAUCAAUACAAAAUGGAAAGAGUCUUAUGAAAUUCUCUCACAUUCAUUGCGUGACGGUCAUUGUGGUGUAUCACCAACAGGUAUCACUCAAGCUAAGCGUCGUUGUUUUAACUGCAAACAAAGUGGUCUAAUUGAGAUUAAUUCGGGACUUGGUGAAUCACUGUCAUCUUCAGCGGAUAUAACCGUUCGUCCAUGUGAAAAAUGUAACAUUUGUAUUUAUAAAUCAUUGGACAAUUCAAUGCAAACGUUUCUAGCAUUACUGUUUAGUGAUGAGAGCAGUUCAAUAGCUUUAGAUAUUAUGGAUUCGCUAAUCGUUAUUAAUGAAGUGCAAAAAGCGGUACAGCUCUAUCUCGAUCAUAUUGAACCAUGGGAAGAAUUUGAUAAAGUAUAUUUGAGUGACUCAUCUCGAUUAAUUAACCAAUUAGUAGUUACAGCCAGUGGAAAAAAAAAUAAACCUGUACCCAAGCCGAUGGAAAACUCUCUUGAAUUGCCGUUAGUUCAACAUGGAUCUACUCCAUAUGUAUCUCCUCUAUCACGACCAUCCGUCACACCUAAAUUUCGUCCUGACGGUACCCAGUUUCGUCCGAUAACACCACUUGAAGCAAUUUAUUUUCAUGAACGUCUUGAUUUAGUCACACAUCCAUUAAUAAAAGGUGACAAUUUCUUUUUUCGUUAUCAAAAUUAUUUUCAAUUUCUUCUUUUCUUAGGUUUAAUCAAAUGGAAAUGGGACAGUUAUGCUGCUAAACAUUUCUAUAUGUCAAUGUUAUUAGAGUUUUUUUUUUUAAUUAUAUGGACAUGUAUCCUGCUAAUCGAACCAUUUCCCAUUCGUCACAAGUAUAUUUUUCCAAAGCAUAUCUGGCGAUGUGUGGUGUGGUCAGUGUCAAUUAUUUUUCUCAUUUGGGAAAUCGUACAAGAAAUAUCUGAAAUUCGUUAUGCACAUCACAGAUACGAUGAUUAUUUGCUGUGGGAAACGGAGCGAACAACACGUAUAAAUCUACAAUCGAAAAAUCCAAAUCCAAAUCCAAAUUCAAAUUCCCAAACGAAACCACCUCAAAUAACAACAGUCGAAACAGCAAUGAAAAACGCUCCGGAAAAUGCUAAAGUAGACAAUACCAUAAACUUGACAAAUGAAACAAAUUCACAACCAACAAUAGCAGAAAAUAAACGACAUCGGUAUCAUCACCAACAUGCAGAACGAGAAUUACCAAUGAAAACGCCAUUACAAGCAAGAUCCUCGGAACCAAUUUUAAUGGAGGGUUAUUCAUUGUCGUCUUCGGCUUCAUCUGCUGGCUUUUUUCCUUCGUCAAUUGAAGCAGAGAAGGGAAAUGGUGCCUAUUCAAAACAAGCAUUGCCAAAGUCAGCAAAAAAUGGUAUCUCAACAUCAGCCCAGGCAACCACACCGUCAAAUGCCUCUCGUCCAGUACUAUUCUAUCGACGUUUACGUGCUCGUUUGAAAGCCCGUGUUAAAUCUUAUUAUAUUUAUUACUCACUGAAUAAUUUAUUCGACUGGAUCUGCUAUAUUCUUUGCUUGAUAACAAUCAUUACACAUGCAGUUGAUGUAUCUCAUCAUAGCGUAUUAUAUUCUCGUAUUCAUAUGUAUACUGCAUCGGUAACGGUUAUUUGUCUUUGGUUUCGAUUUAUGGUCUACUUUAGAACAAUUUCAAUAACAGCCAAAACGUUAAGAUCAAAAUUAGUUGAAAUUAAACUGGGUGAAUUAGUUAUUAUGGUCAGAAUGAUGUUUGACGACAUAAUUCGUUUUUUGCUAGUAUUUAUAUUUUUGUUAAUGCCUUAUGCUUUCGUAUUCUAUUCCGUUUUUGGUAGUAAGCAGAUUCGACAUCAAGACUUUGAGCAAUCAAGUCAUGUGUGUGAACAGGCUCUACUAGAAUGUAAUAUCGAUGAAAAUCCCGUACCAUUUGAACAAGAUCAAAGUGGAAAAACACUAUAUCUUUUCAAUGGAACAACAGAAUUAUGCAUGAACGCAACUGAAAUGUGUCGUAUAAUACAACCAGAUGGCUUCGAUACUUUUUAUUCUCUGUUAUUUAGUAUAUUCAGAAUUGCACUCGUUGAUGACAUUCCAUUCCAAGAUUUUCAUCAAAUCGAUCGAUAUUUUGCUAGUUUCGUCUGUAGUACCUACUUGUUAUUUACUGCUAUUUUAUCUGUCAACAUCUUUAUUGGUUUGAUCAGUAACGCACUGCAAACUGACGCAUUUUCAAGUGUUGAAGCACGUUUUCUAAUGGAACGUGUAGAAGUUAUAUUGCACCAUGAAUGGCGUUUAUCGAAACGAAAGCGUUUACAACUUCAGGAAAUGUUACAUCGACGAUGUGCACCGCUGCAAAUGAAUUGGAAAGAUAUAAACUUUGAUGCUUACGGUCAAUCAAGAGAACAGCAACAAGCAAAAGCAUUUCAAAGUUUUCGACAAGUAAUUGAUAAACGAAAUCAACAGUUUGACACCUUUAAGAUACAAAUACAACAGAAACUAACCGAAAUAGAUACGUCACUAGGAAAAGUAAUUCAUGGACAUCCAACAACAACUAAAAAACAAGGAACAAUCAAACGCCCAUCGAUGGUACCCACAACCAUUUCUUCUGCUCAUUCACAAGAGCAGACAGGAUCCUCAGCUGCCACUACAUCACUUAUACCACUUAUUCAGGAAAGUCCACCAACACCUCAACCUCAACAACAGUCAAAUCAAGUUAUUAUUGAAGAAAUACAAAGGCUACGUGAAUUACUCGAAGAAUCAUUACAACAAAAACGUUUGGAAACAGCUCCAUCAACAGCAGAAUCAACAACAGUUGGAGCUGUGAGAAAAUCCACUCAAUCUCAAUCUGCAUCAUCUGAUCUAAAUGAAAGAGUGACCGACUUACAGCUAGCUGUGAAUCGUUUACAUCAAGAUGUUGGUGCCAUUCGUCAGACUCUCGAAAGAAUGUCACCACUAUCAGCUAGUCUCACUCUCGGAAGAACAGCUAGAAGGUAG
Molecule: messenger RNA, 5202 nt
Organism: Didymodactylos carnosus
Lineage: Eukaryota; Metazoa; Rotifera; Eurotatoria; Philodinida; Philodinidae
Source: the annotation of a GenBank genome assembly